Messenger RNA from Tribolium madens (black flour beetle), 1829 nucleotides. RefSeq names its product aarF domain-containing kinase 1 (gene Adck1). The transcript has 2 exons. Gene Ontology annotation, cellular component: mitochondrial inner membrane. The coding region runs from base 232 to 1770 and encodes 512 amino acids. Lineage: Eukaryota; Metazoa; Arthropoda; Insecta; Coleoptera; Tenebrionidae. Gene Ontology annotation, biological process: mitochondrion organization; lipid homeostasis. The record is from RefSeq and is a predicted model, not a curated record.
UGUGUCAAACAAAUAGGUUAUGUUAGUCAAUCAAGGUGAAAGUUCUAAAAAUGUAACUGUAAAAAAUAUUUUUCGGAUAGCCAAAAAAAUUCAUUUCAUUCGCAAUUCAAUAAUGCACUUGGUUGUGACUAACAGUACACACCAAACUAAUAAAUUAUUCAAAACAAGUCUUUCUUAUCUGGGUCAUCCUUUUACUAAUCCAUUGAGAAGUGUUCAGUUUGUGGUUAAACCAUGACGAGUUUAAAGCUAAACCGUCUUGUAAAAUACUCAUUGGUUGCAAGUGCAACCAUUGGUACAGCUGUAAGUCUUCAGGGAAACCAAUACCAACUCAAUUCAAUUGGAAUCGUGAGACUAACUCGCGCCGCAGUGACAGUGUUCCAAAUCGGUGUCAUUUACAAAAAAGACCUUUAUGGUCAAAACCUCGACAAAAACUCCGAAGAUUAUAAAAAACUCAAGUCGAUUUGUCACAAAAGAAGCGCUGAAAAGUUACUCGAGUUGUGCUGCACCAAUAAGGGGACUUACAUCAAAGUAGGCCAACAUUUAGCCGCCUUGGACUACUUACUACCCCCCGAGUACGUGCAAACCAUGAAAGUGUUGCACAGUCACGCCCCUACCAACCCCAUCGAAGACGUCCACAAAGUCCUCCGGGAGGACCUCAAAAAGGACCCUUUCGAGGUCUUCCAAACCAUUGAACCAGAACCCUUGGGCACGGCUUCCCUAGCCCAAGUCCACAAAGCCACCCUUAAGGACGGAACCACCGUCGCCGUCAAAGUCCAACAUCCCUACAUCCAAGGCAACGCCAGAGUGGACCUGAAAACGAUGGAAUUCCUCGUGAAAAUAAUGAGUUGGGUGUUCCCCGAGUUCAAAUUCCAGUGGUUGGUGGACGAGACGAAGAAGAACAUCCCCCAGGAGCUCAACUUCGAGCAGGAGGGGCGCAAUGCCGAGAAAGUCGCCGAGAUGUUUAAACAUGUUGAGUGGCUCCACAUCCCUGAGGUAAUCUGGGGUUUGACCACCCCCCGAGUCCUCACGAUGGAGUUCGUGGAAGGGGGCCAAGUGAACGAUUUGAAGUACAUCACCCAGCAUGGGAUUGACCCCUUCGAGGUGUCGGAUAAGUUGGGGAGGCUUUACUCCCAAAUGAUUUUUAUCAAUGGUUUCGUGCACAGUGACCCCCAUCCUGGGAAUAUUUUUGUGAGGAAGUCGGAGAGGGGCGACUGUGAUAUUAUUUUGUUGGAUCAUGGAUUGUAUGCGAAUUUGAGCGAUGAAUUUCGAGUCGAAUAUGCGAAUUUGUGGUUGAGUAUCUUGAAUCGAGACAGGAAGGCGAUGAGACUCCACAGCGGCAACUUGGGGAUCAAGGGGGACCUCUAUGGGUUGUUUGCCUGCAUGGUGACGGGGCGCACGUGGGACACGAUUUUGAAAGGCAUUGAUCAGCAAAAACCAUCAAAGAGCGAAAAGGACUUAUUAAAACGGGAGUUUCCAAACGUCCUACCACUGAUUUCAGGGGUUUUAGAUAAAGUUAAUCGACAAAUGUUACUUAUUUUUAAAACUAAUGACUUAAUGAGAGGGAUUGAACACACGUUGAAAACUAGUGCUAGAAUGGGGGCUUUUUGCGUCAUGUCACAAUGCUGUGUAAGAUCGGUUUACAGUGAAAAACUGUGUAAAGAAAAUAGCAAAAUUGGCAAAUUUAGAAUAACCUUAGCCCAAUUUUGGGCACUUUUUAAAAUAAAAUUGUACUACUCAUUCUUGAGUAUUAGACAAAUCCUCAGUACAUGACAAUUUUAUAUUUUAGUAUUUUUAAACAGUUAUUAAAUAAAAGAAUUUAUUUAUGUAAA